AUGUUUGGCAUUUCGCCUUUGUUGCGAAAUAUUCUCAAUUAUUUUCGGAGAUCGAUCAGAAAAUUGGUGAUUCAGCAAUUUUUUCUUCCCAUCCUUGCACUUAGGAAUCCAAGAAAAUAUAAACAAAAUUGAAAUUUUAUUGAAUCAUCAUUGCGUGUCUUGUUUUUCAUUUUGGAAUUAAGAUUUUUCGAUUUGUAGGUUUGCGGAAAAAAAUGUUGUUUUUAAUGAAAAUAGGUUUUUUUAUAUGGUGUCCAACUCUGAUUUGAAAUAUUAUUAUUGAGGCUUCUGACGUGGUUAAAAAAAUUAGUGUAAUAAGAAGAAAUUUUUUUAAUAAUUUUUGAGUAUUUUUUUGUUUUUUUCUAGAUAGCUGCGAAUGUGUAUAGAACUUAUUAAAUGAAAGAAAAACGUGUAUUUUCAAAAAAAAAUUUUAUUUUUCAGUUCGUUCACGUUUCACGGCGUUCUUUUGACGACGCCCCUCCCACAGUUUCCGUAAUAUUUGACGUCUUUGGUGCAUACACAGAACGACGCUAACUCGCAUACUCAUUAAAUUCGAAAAUAAUUUUUUUCUUCGAAAAACAGCAUUUUUUCAAAAAUAUAGACGUGAAAAAAUUGAUCCUUUCACAAUUCCUUUUCUAGUUGACAAAAAAAAUUUGGAUGAAUGUUCUUCUUACUUUUUUUGAACACUUUUUAUUCCUUUUUCACCCUCAAAAUUAGUUAAAAUACUUUUUUCAGUGGAAUUUUUUUGCCGAAAAUGACUUAUUUUGGUUCUACGUGUCUUUCCCCACUCAUUAAAAAUUAAAAAAAUUCUUUUACAGGUUUGGUUUAGUUCAUUCGCCUAGUGGUAUUUUUUUAUCCCUUGCAACAUCGCCAUACCAUUCUGAUGUUGCGAGAAUGAAGAGAUUGAUUGAUUCAAAUACAAAAAUUUAAUUUGACACUUAAAAUGUUGCUGAAAAGAAUUUUUUGCUUUAGAAGGAAAUUUUGUCAAAACCGAGCAGUUAAUUUUGAAAAUUUAAAACCAAAAAAAUUCCUUCGCAUUUUGCUGUCGCAAUGAAAAAAAUAAUUACCGUAUAUCAGAACCAAACAGAUAACGAUACAACGGAAAUAAACAUAAAAAUCACGUGAAGCACUUGAGCAACAAGAAAUUCAAAUGUUCGCGCGCAUAGCUGUCUACCGUAACUCUAGGUGGAGCAACGUCUCAAAGCCGCUCCGCAUUUUCAAAAUUUUUACAUUUUCUUCCACUACGCAUAACGCCGUGUUCAUUAUAUUAGAUAAUUAUUGUUGAAAAAAAUAAAAAAAUUCUUUUUCAGUAUUUCUUUUUUCUGCCUUCAUAGACAGCUUCGGAAAUAUAGAAACCAUAUAGCUAAAGAAAAAAACUUUUUCUUUGUUUCCGAACAAAAAAAUGUUUUUCUCACAAACUAGUUAUUGAUACGAGAAAUAUUGAAUUUUUUCCCGUUUCAUAUCUCUUCCCAUAUUUUUCUUCUCCGUGAGAUUUCGCUUUUUUUUUGUCUUUAUUCCACCUAAAAACUUUACUUUUUCAUGAAGUUUGGUGAUUUACAGGUCAAGCUGGAUUCUGGGUUGCAACAGCCGAUCCGCAUUUCGGAUCUCGAGCGGGUUUCCCGACAAGCGGCGGUGAAUUUUUGAAAUUCUAUCGAUUUUUUCCUUUUUGUAUGAGCAAAAAUGAUUAAAUUUGAAUUUUUCAGGCCUUGUCGUCCCGCCGGAUGUCGAAAGGGAAAAAAAUGAAGGAGGGUGAUUUGGAGAAUUUUGACGAGGCAAGUUUUUGUACUAAAAUCGAAGUUAUUUUUCGUGAAGAUUUUCUUUGACUCUCCAAGAUUUAGUUUUUUUUUCUUUCUCUGACUGUUAUUUUAAAUUUUGCGGAAUCAAAUUGAAGACGCCAUGGGAUAGUAUUUUUGCCAUGAAACUUGAGAAAAAUUUGAAAAUUGUUGAAAAUUGUUACUUGAGUAAGGAUUUUAAGAAAGUGUGAUUUUUGCCAUAUAACUUGAGAAAUUUUUAAAAUUAUUUAAGAUCGAUGCAUGAGUAUCGGUUGUAAGGAAAUGGCGUUUCAAAAAUUUCAAAAAAAUACGAUCAUUUUUUUGGAAACGUACCAUUUUUAGGUGCACUUGAGGUGUGACUAAAAACAGCUCAAGUGGUAGCUCUAGGGAUUUUUGUAAAAAAGAAGGGAAUUAUCGAGAAUUGACGUUUUCAACGUAAAUUUUGUAUUAAGUUUAUCAAAAACUAGAAAAAGUUGAAGGAGAAACAUAGAUGGGCAAGUACAGCUCGGGAGGAGGGAUUGGCUAUAAUAAUUAUGAAAAAUUAUGAAUAAAACCUAUUUUCAACCUCAGGGAGGUACUAUUGGCCACAAUAAUACGAGUUUCGACCUCAGGGAGGUAGUAUUAGCUUUAAUUUAGAAUAACUCGGGGAGGAGGGCUCGGCGGAUGAGGAGAAGGUAAGAUGGAGUUAAAAGGGCUUGGAAAACUCAAAAAAGAGCUCAGGAAAUUCGAGUAAAGUAAAGUCAAGCUUUGAUUUUUUAUGAUUUAUCGAUUAUCAGGGCGUUCUGGUUGUGAUACUUAAACCGAAAAAGAGAUCAUAAAAAUAUCACUUGAAGAAAUCAUAAUUUUUUGCAGGAGGGCAAUAGUAAGACCGUGGGAGCUGAUUCUGCCUCGCCGUUGGAGGUCGGCAAGCCUCACAAGAAGUUUUCUAAUUGA
Caenorhabditis auriculariae is the source of this 2702-nucleotide messenger RNA. The record is from the annotation of a GenBank genome assembly. NCBI's taxonomy places the organism in Eukaryota, Metazoa, Nematoda, Chromadorea, Rhabditida, Rhabditidae.